Penicillium roqueforti is the source of this 1887-nucleotide messenger RNA. Its product is annotated as C2 domain protein. NCBI's taxonomy places the organism in Eukaryota, Fungi, Ascomycota, Eurotiomycetes, Eurotiales, Aspergillaceae. The transcript is spliced from 2 exons. Gene Ontology annotation, biological process: positive regulation of gene expression. The record is from RefSeq and is a predicted model, not a curated record. Bases 1 to 1887 code for a protein of 628 amino acids.
AUGGAUGACUCCCAACCCCAGCCAUUGCCUGUCCAUCCCGUCGACAAAUUUGGCCCCAAACUAGUCGAGAAGGCUGACAAGAUACAUCGCCGGCUCACUACGAAUGAAGAGUCAAAGCCUGCCGGAGGCUAUGAUCCCACUCCGUUUCCCCACGCCCCGCCAGGCUACACCCUCAAGAUCACUUUCCAUCGCGCGGAAGACCUGCCCGUCGCGGACUUUGGCAGUUUCUCCUCCGAUCCUUAUGUCGACGCGCAUAUGGUAGUCGACCUACCGACGCGCCACAAACAAGACCCCGACGUGCAUUUCCGCACUCCGACCGUACGCAGGGACAUAAACCCCAUGUGGGAAUGCGACUGGAUCAUCGCAAAUGUUCCGGCUUCGGGAUUUCAGUUGAAAUGUCAUCUCAUGGACGAGGAUCCCACGGAUCACGACGAUAAGCUGGGGAUUGCUUUUAUCGACGUUCCUGCACUUUCAGACGACUGGGCAGGUUUCAAGGAGAAGUCCUUCAAGGUUAAAAAGCGCUUUGGGAGCAAGCGCGUCUACGUAUUUACUAAUGUCUCCGCGUUUGCGACUGGUCACCGUAAGGAGUCCUGGUUGGUGGUCAGCAUCGAAUGUCUCGGAAAAACCCCCGGCACAGAGGGGGGUCAUAUGUACACUAUCGGUCCUAACUUUUGGUUCAAACAUUUUUCUCCUCUGAUUGGACGACUGGCUGGCAUCAAAGACCAUGUUCAAAGCACAGAUGGCAGUGGCAAGUCGAUUACCCGUUACAAUUUCCAGGCUAUUGAGAUGCAACUCACAGGCCCUGUACCUGCAGAGCUAUACCAUCGCUAUGUAGAGUUCAGGCCCUUCGUGGCGGGAAUGUUCCAGGCACAAAGUCUACGAGGGCGUAUCCUGCAUAAAACACUCCAUCAUCAGCACCAGCGCAUCUACAAUUUCGAUCGUACUACCUUGUAUGGGUCCUUUCAAAGGCCUUGCCGUGAACUCUCUCAGAAAUUUUUGGAGUUUGCGCACUAUGGCCAGGGUGGACGGAUCUUCACCUAUGUGCUCACCUUGGACGGACAAAUCCGAUUCACCGAGACCGGUAAAGAAUUUGGCAUUGAUAUGCUGAGUAAGCACACCAUGCACAGUGACGUGUCUAUCUACAUCGCGUAUUCGGGUGAAUUCUUCGUUCGGCGGCGCAAGCAUCGCCAUCGCCGUAACUCCCCAGAAGGGCGUGCCGAGCGCGCAGAGAAUGCAGAAUAUGCGGAGAAUGAAGAACGUGCAGGGAAUGCAGGUAAUGCAGAGAACGCAGAAUCGAGCACGGUGCCUACAGACGAGUUUCCUGUGGAGGAAGAUGAGCACCACAACGAGGGCGAGGACCUGGGCCAAACCGAAGAAGGGAUCACUAUCUCAACCAAUCCAGGGGAUUAUGAACUCUUUAUUGAUAACGACAGUGGAACUUACCGUCCCAACGGCGAGAAACUACCACUCUUACAGGAAUUUAUGUCCUCCAACUUCCCCGGACUCCACGUUACCACUCUGGAUUGCCAGGCGGAUGCGGAACGAAUGGAAAAUCUGAAGAACGAGCAGCGCGAAUUCAAGAAGACCGCAGGAAAUGUCAUCACGUUCCUGCAGCAGAGCAGCGCGUCUUCACUGUCAAUCUCCAGCUCGGAAGAGGAUGAGCUCAAUGAGCGCAGUGGUCAAUCUAAGAAACGAGGAGAUCUUUCUAGACGAGUCCACGAGAUGCGCGAUCUACGAGGACAGGUAAUGCGGUGGGUAGAAGCGGAUGAAAAGCCCGAUGGCCAUAAGCACAAGCAUCGGUACUUCUCUGGCCGUGAGCGCCGCCCUGCUUCGACUGGUGCGAUUCCCACUGAACCCAAUCAUGGGACAAGCGAAGUCGCGAGCUGA